GGAAGUCUCUCUGGUCUCUGGUACUCGAUCAGUUUGAGGAUUUACUGGUGCGGAUAUUACUGCUCGCUGCCUGCAUCUCUUUUGUGUUGGCCUGGUUUGAAGAGGGAGAGCAAACUAUCACAGCAUUUGUGGAACCAUUUGUUAUUCUGUUGAUCCUGGUAGCAAAUGCGAUCGUGGGUGUUUGGCAGGAGAGGAAUGCAGAGAAUGCGAUCGAGGCGCUGAAGGAAUAUGAGCCCGAGAUGGGGAAGGUUUAUCGGCAAGAUCGGAAAAGCGUUCAAAGGAUCAAAGCCCGCGACAUCGUUCCUGGAGAUGUGGUGGAGGUUGCAGUUGGAGACAAGGUGCCUGCUGAUAUUAGGAUCACCUCCAUCAAAUCAACAACAUUGCGUGUGGAUCAAUCAAUCCUCACAGGAGAAUCCGUUUCUGUCAUCAAGCACACCGACCCCGUGCCUGACCCUCGAGCUGUCAAUCAGGACAAGAAGAACAUGCUGUUCUCGGGCACCAACAUUGCAGCUGGGAAGGCUAUUGGAGUUGUGGUAGCCACCGGGGUGAACACUGAGAUCGGUAAGAUCCGCGAUGAAAUGGUGGCAACAGAGCAGGAGCGGACACCACUGCAGCAGAAGCUUGAUGAGUUUGGGGAGCAGCUCUCCAAGGUAAUCUCCAUCAUCUGUAUUGCUGUGUGGAUCAUCAACAUCGGACACUUCAACGACCCAGUCCACGGGGGCUCCUGGGUUCGCGGUGCAGUCUAUUACUUCAAGAUUGCUGUGGCACUGGCUGUGGCUGCCAUUCCUGAGGGACUGCCUGCUGUUAUCACCACCUGCCUGGCACUGGGUACUCGUCGCAUGGCCCGCAAGAAUGCCAUUGUCCGCAGCCUGCCCUCUGUCGAGACACUGGGCUGUACCUCAGUCAUCUGCUCUGACAAAACUGGCACAUUGACUACCAACCAGAUGUCUGUCUGCCGGCUGUUCAUCGUGGAGAAGCUGGAGGGAGAUCACUGCACUCUGAGCGAGUUCACGGUCACUGGCUCUACCUACGCACCUGAUGGUGAAGUAUUGAGGAACGGGCAUGUGGUCCACUGCGGGCAGUACGAUGCCCUGAUCGAGCUGGCUACCAUCUGUGCCUUGUGUAAUGACUCGUCACUGGAUUAUAAUGAGGUGAAAGGGGUGUAUGAGAAGGUGGGCGAGGCAACCGAGACUGCCCUAUGCUGCCUGGUGGAGAAAAUGAAUGUGUUUGACACUAACCUCAAAGGCCUGACCAAGGUGGAGAGGGCCAACGCAUGCUGCUCGGUCAUCAAACAGUUGAUGAAGAAGGAGAUAACCCUGGAGUUCUCUCGGGAUCGCAAGUCGAUGUCUGUACUCUGCUCUCCUAACAAACCCAGCCGUACCUCAGCUGGAGCUAAAAUGUUCGUCAAGGGUGCUCCCGAGGGAGUGAUCGAGAGGUGCCGCUUUAUUCGGGUGGGCUCUGAGAAAUACCCUCUGACAGCUAACGUGAAGGAUCAGCUCCUGGCAGUGAUUCGGGAGUGGGGAUCAGGUCGUGAUACGCUCCGGUGCCUAGCCUUGGCAACCCGGGACCAUCCCCUGAAGAAGGAACAGCUGAAGCUCGAGGACCCCAGCUUAUUUGCUGAGUAUGAGAUGGACCUGACCUUUGUGGGUUGUGUGGGGAUGUUGGAUCCACCUCGGAAGGAGGUUACCAAUUCAAUCCGGCUCUGCCGCCAGGCAGGAAUCCAUGUCAUCAUGAUCACUGGCGACAACAAGGGCACAGCGGUGGCUAUCUGCCGGCUGAUUGGCAUCUUUGGGCUGGACGAGGAAGUGGGCCUCAAGGCUUUCACCGGCCGAGAAUUUGAUGAGCUGAGCCUGUCUGCCCAGCGCGAGGCUGUUCAGAAUGCUCGCUGCUUCGCUCGUGUCGAACCAUCCCACAAAUCCAAAAUCAUCGAGUUCCUGCAGUCACUGGAUGAGGUCACUGCCAUGACGGGUGACGGAGUGAACGAUGCUCCAGCCCUGAAGAAGGCAGAGAUCGGAAUCGCCAUGGGAUCAGGCACAGCGGUGGCCAAGAGUGCCUCAGAGAUGGUGCUGGCUGAUGACAACUUUGCCACCAUAGUGGCUGCAGUGGAGGAAGGCAGGGCCAUUUACAACAACAUGAAGCAGUUCAUUCGCUACCUCAUCUCUUCCAACAUUGGGGAGGUGGUCUGUAUUUUCCUGACGGCCGCUAUGGGUAUUCCUGAGGCUCUGAUCCCCGUGCAGCUGCUGUGGGUGAACUUGGUGACGGAUGGACUGCCGGCCACAGCUCUAGGCUUCAAUCCUCCCGACCUGGACAUCAUGAGCAAACCUCCACGCAGCCCCAAGGAGCCUCUCAUCAGCGGCUGGCUCUUCUUCCGUUACUUGGUUAUCGGGGUUUACGUGGGAGCUGCCACCGUUGGGGCUGCCGUCUGGUGGUUCAUGGCUGCCAAGGAUGGACCACAGGUCACCUUCUACCAGCUGAGUCACUACCUGCAGUGCAGUGUGGAGAACCCCCAUUUCCAGGGAGUGAACUGCCGAGUCUUUGAAUCACCGCACCCAAUGACCAUGGCCCUGUCUGUCCUCGUCACCAUCGAGAUGCUCAACGCCCUCAACAGCCUGUCAGAGAACCAGUCGCUGCUGAAGAUGCCUCCAUGGGUUAACGUUUGGCUGCUGGGAGCGAUUUGCCUCUCCAUGGCUCUGCAUUUUCUCAUCCUGUACAUCGAACCGCUGCCGCUGAUCUUCCAGAUCCGGCCCCUGCACACUCUGCAGUGGAUCAUGGUGUUCAAGCUCUCACUGCCAGUCAUUCUGCUGGACGAGACCCUCAAGUUCGCAGCCCGAAACUACAUCGAACCACCCAAAGAGGCCGAAGGGCUGAACAGGCACAAGAGCAGCCUGGCAUCGUGGCUGGAAGGGGUCUCCUGGAGUUUCAUCCUGGUAGUUGGCCCUUUGGUGGUCUGGCUAUACAGCACAGACACAAACAUCACCAACGUGCUGUGGUCCUGAUCAGGGCAACGGGGAGCUGGCUGUAGGAGCACGGACAGAGGGAGAGCCGGAGAGGAUAAAACCCAGGACCGCACAGCAAGGCAAACCACCAGACAAACACGGGAGAACGGGGUGAGGAGAGGAGGGGGAGGGGGAACAGGGAUGGAGCUGGGACUGUGGGGGUGCUGGAUUGUGGGAAACCUUCAUUUUCUCAAUGUAAGAAAACCUUGUGGGCCGUGUUGUGUUUGGGGAUUGAUUGGCACAGAGCAGGGGAGAGAGACAGACCAAGAGGCUGGUCCUUACACAUCACUGCAGGGUGGCCCUGGGGCGGGGCCUUCAGAGGUCACACCGGGAGGUGAGUGGCUUCGUCAUAAGGCUGUCACGGAUCCAAUGCACAGACUCCCCCACUCACUUCAUAACAAUAGGUAUAACCCAGCAAGGGCAGAAUGGAUUCCUGCUCAGCACCCUCUCUCUCUGCUUUCCUCCUUCCGUUCCCCACAGGGAAGAUCUAAAACUACGCCACCCACAACCAACCAUUAGGAUCCAAUAACUCCCUGGGAUAGAGAGAGGGGUGGCAAAUCAGCCGGGGUUCCUGCUCCUGAUCCCUGUCUAGUGAUCCCUGGGUUGGAGAGAGGGAAGAAGGAGGUUUAAUCAGCCAGGGUUCCUGCUCCUGGUGGUGUAUGUUGCGCUAGUGACCUGUUCCUCCAGUGCCUCUUGCUCUGGCUUCCUCGACACUCUUGGGCCCUCUGUCCGUCCCUCCCUCCCCUCCCUCCCUCAGUACAGUCUGUUCUCCCAGCAGCCUUGCCCUGAGAGAGGCAGGGCUGGAAGCCCAGGCAGGGCUGGAAGCCCAGCCAUGGGCCAUCUCUCUGGUGUGUUCCCUUGCAGCCUUUAUUUAUUUUAGUUAAUGAACACAAAGUCAUUUCAGGAACUAAGCCCAUUCUUCCUCCACUACAUGUCUAACUCAGUAACACACUAUUUUGGUUGUACAGGUUUUAACUAUAUAUUUGCAUAAUAACUGGUCCAGAGUUAGCACCAGCCACAAACAGAAGAUAAAAGAUGGCUCUGUCCCUGGCUCCAUUUCACUCUCAUUUCAUUCUCUGUCUUUCCUCUUCCUUUGUCAGUCUCUUUUUCUUACAUCUUUUUCACACUGUCUGUGUCUCUAUCUUCCUCUUCAGUUCACUUUCUGUUUAUCUCUUCCCCUUUCUAUUUUUUCUCUGUACUUCCUCUCUCUCUCUCUCUCUCUCUCUCUCUCUCUCUCUCCCCCCCCCUCUCUGUAUGUCCCCCUGUCUCCCUCCUUUUCCCUUCCCCUGCCCCCGUCUCUUUCUCACACCCAAUCUCUACCUCAACUCUUUCUCCCUGUCUCUGCAUCACUCCCACUCCAUUCUCUCUCUCUCUUCCCCUUUCCUUUUCUUUCUCUCCUGGUCUCUGUCCCGCCCACACUCGCUCUCUCUGUCUGUUGGAACUUGUUGGGUGGACUCCAUUUUAGGUUGAAAGGUCUGAGAGACCCUGCCGAAUGAUGUCGACAGUUUGGGGAGAGAGAGGGUGUUUGGGUCUUGAUUCUGUCUGUGCUUCAAUGUGGUCACUCCUCAGCUAUGUCUGAAGAAACCUGAACUAGAGACUCAGUGAAUUAACCCCGUCCCCAUUGAUCCCUGCCCAAUCCUGUCUGCACACUCCUCCCUCCUGAGUGUAGCGAUCAUUUACCUGUCGUGCGGAGCCCUCAGUGAGUGAGGGAUUGACUGACCCUCACACGCUCAGUUCCAUUUCUUCCCCACUGCUUGAGGAGUUUAUAAUAUGAUGUUGGUGUGUUUCAAUUAGGUUGUGUUGUAAUUCAGGGAUACCCUAACGUCCCCCCACUUCCUCUCAUGGCCAGGAGCUCUUUUGAGAGCCAGUCAUGGACUGGUCACCGUCAGUGGAGGGGCAGAGAGGCUGGGCUCUCUGAUGGUACGGCAGCUUGGCACAAAUUUGAACAUCUCCCCGAGAGACUAUCUCCCCGAGAGACUAUCUCCCCCCGCAUUGGGACUGUUCUCAUUCCCCCACCCUCCGAAGCACAUACAUACACUCACAAACAUACACCAAUCGUUGAUCAGAUUGUUUUUAAAUGUAAGAGAACUUAAUAAAAAUGAAUUAUAAUCAA
This is a messenger RNA of Rhincodon typus (whale shark), 5109 nucleotides long. RefSeq names its product sarcoplasmic/endoplasmic reticulum calcium ATPase 2-like. Gene Ontology annotation, biological process: calcium ion transmembrane transport; intracellular calcium ion homeostasis. The coding region runs from base 240 to 2996 and encodes 918 amino acids. Lineage: Eukaryota; Metazoa; Chordata; Chondrichthyes; Orectolobiformes; Rhincodontidae. Gene Ontology annotation, cellular component: membrane. Gene Ontology annotation, molecular function: P-type calcium transporter activity; ATP binding; ATP hydrolysis activity. The record is from RefSeq and is a predicted model, not a curated record. The transcript is spliced from 18 exons.